Messenger RNA from Vitrella brassicaformis, 482 nucleotides. The record is from the annotation of a GenBank genome assembly. NCBI's taxonomy places the organism in Eukaryota, Vitrellaceae.
UGCCAUGACGGCAUUCACUCGUCGUCGUCAUCGUCCUCUUCGUCCUGCACACACACCAGGCCACAACACACACACACACACACUCUCAUCAGCCGUCCCUCUUUCGUGCCCCGUGUGUGCGGCUCAGCUGACCUCCUCCAGUACGGUGUGCGGGUGUCUUUGCGGCGGGCGCUGCGUGGGGUCCGGGCGGGGAUUGGGCGGGUUCUUGCGCAUCACAAACUCCUUGAACACCCAGUUGCCGCUGUACACCCCCAGGCUGCCGGAGAUCAGCAGGCAGUACCACCUGGGGUUCUCGAUGCUGUACUUGAUGGCCUGCAUUCUGGCGUGGAAGACCACACCGGUGCCGGGCGGCGGGGUGGGCGUCGGCAGCUUGCUCAGCACCUUGGGGUCCAGCAGCAUCAUCGUCCGACGCAUCAGCAGAACCAAAGACCGACGCAGAGCCAUCGCGCCGGCCUCUCAACCACACAAAAAUGCGACUCGGG